AUGACUCGUUCCCUUGUCUCGCUCGUGAAGGAAUAUCGCGUCUUCCGGAAUCCCGAUGUCGGAGCUCUGGACAAUCUGACCCGUCUACUCCAGCCCCAAUUGAAUUCACUAUUCGCUCGUUACACACUACACUCGUGUUCAGCGUCUUCGCUCUUCUUGUCGUCUGACGGCACCAAUGUUCGAUGCCGGAGUCUUCAUUCGGCACUGCGCCUGCACUUGGCAUUAACGUCAACCUCCACGCAUCGUAACGAACCAUCGGCCAGCAGUCAUACGAACGAGAAAAGGUCUUGUAAGGUGUCGGACGUAUCUAUCGGCGCUGUUCGUGCUAUGUUGGAUCCAUCAAAAUGUUCGGAGAUAUUGGAAGCGCUGUCCAUUAUCGUGCGUGGUAGCGGAGCUAACAAGGGCACGACGGAGACCGCAAAUUCUAGGUCUAUGAUAUCAGACACGCCUCAUGCGGCGCACAGUACUAAGUCUGUCCUGGAAAAGGACGUUAAGUUGGUCACGGUUAGCAGUAUCCAUAUAUGUCUGCCAGAUCACUCUGCAGCAGAAAAGAAGGAAGAUGAGCUGGAAGCUAGUGCUUGUAAUGAUCUGAUUGUUAUCGCGCGCGACUUUGCGUGGUCAGGAGCCAGUAAUCCGGGUCGCAAUGAGCGCUGUCAAUAUCUUGGCACGUUAUCCGUACAUUUGACACGACCAUCGAGUCAACUCACGCCGAUGACGCUUGUAGAAGCACUGGGGUUGAGUUGUUCAGUCAUGAAUAGCUCAGCUGAUGGAGACGUCAAUGUCAGUUUAUGCGCGAAUCUGGCCAAAUUGAAGCUCGGUAUGAGUACGUCUGCCGCGCAGGAUGUUGCGUCAAUGAUAAACAGCAUAGCAAGCCCUUUGGAUACCCCGUUACGUGGGAACCACUAG
Messenger RNA from Peronospora matthiolae, 906 nucleotides. Lineage: Eukaryota; Oomycota; Peronosporomycetes; Peronosporales; Peronosporaceae. The record is from the annotation of a GenBank genome assembly.